AGAAGAGAGUUCGAGAGUUGAACAGGUGGGGCAAAACGUGACAACAAACGACUCUAAAUCGUCAUACAGACAAGAAGAAGAAUGGACUUCCUCCUGCUGUCCACCCUGUACUUGGGUGUGUUCAUCGUCCUGACAUACGUACUCUGGUUUGGGAACAGUUCAUUUCACAGGCGGGGCUAUGUGGGCAAGCUGAGGAGGACAAUCAUUAAGGGAAGCUACUGGUGUUUCCACCAUUGUCUACCAUCCAUUUUUAGAAGACAGAUUGAAAACCUGUGGCUCUACGCAGCUUACACAAGAAACCCACUUUUCCAAUGCCUGUAUAUCAUUCUGGUUGUAUCCGGCUUUUCCACCUUCCAGCUUGAUGUCCUACACUACGCUGCUCUAUAUGAGUCCCCCGCCCUCCCCCUCUACCAGAAACUACCCCUCUACAUCCUGAGUGUCAAUGCUGUGCUGUUCUGUGCUCUAAGCAUGGGAGAUCCUGGAGUGAACAAAGAAAACGUGGAGAAACAUCUUAAGUUGUACGUAGAUGGGCGGCUUUACAGAGGGAGUGAACACUGCCGGACUUGUCAGUUUGAAAAACCAGCCAGGUCCAAACACUGUGCAUUUUGUAACCACUGUGUGUACCGGUUUGACCACCACUGCCUGUGGGUGAACUGCUGUGUUGGUGGGCUGAACCACCGUCUGUUCCUGGGCUUCCUGGCCAGUCUGUGCUGCUUGUGUGGCUACAUUUCCUAUGCAACCUGCAAGGUGGCGCUGCUGAUAGUGGAAGCCAACAAGCUGUGGUCUGCCCAUUAUGUGGACCGCUAUGGGAGACCUCAGCCCAUGGACCUACGCACUUUGUGCCAGUACCUGUUCAUGCAGCAUCCAAGGAUGAUCUUCCUCCUGAUUUCUCUCAGUGCUCUCACCGUACUACUCGUUGGUUUUACUCUAUACCAUCUGUACCUCACCCUCAACAAUGUCACCACCAACGAACUCUACAAGAAACCUGCUUCUCAGCAACAACAACAACAACAACAACAACAACAACAGGACAAAAACAGUACCACAAAAGGAAAAGUGCGACAUAAGACAAAGCAAACAAAACAACAUGAAGAAGAAGGUAGUCAGAGAAAGACAAAAUUUACUGUAAAAUGUCAACAUCGUAGAUGGAAUCCUUACCACAGAGGAUACUUUCAGAAUGUUUGUGAGGUCCUCUGGCCACUUGCGAGGAAAAGAUGAUAAUGUAAUGUAUACAUUUA
Messenger RNA from Branchiostoma belcheri (Belcher's lancelet), 1238 nucleotides. RefSeq names its product probable palmitoyltransferase ZDHHC4. The record is from RefSeq and is a predicted model, not a curated record. Gene Ontology annotation, molecular function: protein-cysteine S-palmitoyltransferase activity. NCBI's taxonomy places the organism in Eukaryota, Metazoa, Chordata, Leptocardii, Amphioxiformes, Branchiostomatidae. Gene Ontology annotation, cellular component: endoplasmic reticulum; Golgi apparatus. Gene Ontology annotation, biological process: protein targeting to membrane; peptidyl-L-cysteine S-palmitoylation.